Messenger RNA from Pogoniulus pusillus (Red-fronted tinkerbird), 6526 nucleotides. RefSeq names its product eukaryotic translation initiation factor 4H (gene EIF4H). Gene Ontology annotation, molecular function: RNA binding. The record is from RefSeq and is a predicted model, not a curated record. The coding region runs from base 94 to 858 and encodes 254 amino acids. Lineage: Eukaryota; Metazoa; Chordata; Aves; Piciformes; Lybiidae. The transcript has 7 exons.
CAGCCCUGGCCCGGGCCCCGCCAUAUAUAAGCGGCGCGGGGGCCUGCCGGCGCGGUCCUGUCACGCUCGCACGGGGAGGAGGCUGAGGUGGCGAUGGCGGAUUUUGAUCCUUACGACGAUCGGGCCUACAGCAACUUUGGCGGCGGCCGGGGGUCUCGUGGUGGUGGCCUUGGUUCUCGCAAACAGAAAGAGCUGCCAACAGAGCCCCCUUUCACAGCGUAUGUGGGAAAUCUCCCCUUCAACACUGUUCAAGGUGACAUAGAUGCCAUCUUCAAGGAUCUCAGCGUAAGGAGCGUUCGACUAGUCAGAGACAAGGAAACAGACAAAUUUAAAGGAUUUUGUUACGUAGAGUUCGAUGAGGUGGAAUCACUCAAGGAAGCUCUUACGUAUGAUGGUGCACUUUUGGGUGACCGGUCACUCCGAGUGGACAUAGCAGAAGGCAGAAAACAGGACAAAGGUGGCUUUGGCUUCAGAAAAGGGGGGCCCGAUGACAGAGGAAUGGGAGGAGGUUCCCGAGAGCCCAGAGGAGGUGGAUGGGAUUCCAGAGAUGACUUCAAUUCUGGAUUCAAAGAUGAUGACUUCUUGGGAGGCCGAGGUAGAGGAACCCGCCCUGGAGACCGGCGACCACCAGGUGCCUCGAUGGGAAGCGUUGGCACUGGUCGCUUCAGAGAUGGGCCUCCCCUUCGUGGGUCUGCCAUGGACUUCAGAGAGCCAACAGAAGAGGAAAGAGCACAGCGGCCCCGACUUCAGCUCAAACCUCGAACAGUUGCUACUCCCCUCAAUCAAGUAGCCAACCCCAACUCUGCUAUCUUCGGUGGAGCCAAGCCCCGAGAGGAAGUAGUAAAAGAACAUGACUGAGUUUGGGGUUGAGAGGGAAUGGGGAGGCGGGAGAAAAAGCAAGACAGUACAGAGUGACUAGCUCUGCUGGAAUGUCAACCCUGCAGUUUACCAUUCCUACCAUCGGGUAUUUGUCCUCUUUGAAACCGAAAAUACAGAGCUUGUGAAUGCAUGUCAGCUGUUAACAAGUGGUUUUUAGUACGUUCUUGGCUUUGCUGUAUCUAGUGCCCGCUUUGUGCUGAGUUGCCCUCUUCUGUUUCCUUCCAAGCAGCACACUUGCCAGUAGAUAAGGCAGUGUAGCUGCUUCCACGAGCGUGGAGGUCUCUGGACACCGGUGCUGCUUCACUUCUUCCUUUCUGGGUUUAUUUUACUUUAGAAGCACAGGUUAGAUUUAGUUACUUCCCUGUACUGUUUUGUUUUACCUCCUCAGUGCUCCUCUUCUGACCUGCAUGUCUCCUUCUGUAUUGCUGUGGCUCUGAAGAGGAAAACUGGAGAGUCCAGAUGAGUUGAACUUUACAGUUCUAACCAAGUAGUGAAAUACCAUUUCUGACAACUGGUGACGGAGCUACUGGAUGCAGCAGAGCCUCUGGUGAUGCUAAGGGGACUGCUGCCAUUUCACACAGGCUGCCAGGAAUUAUCAAUUUAGUAGAUGGAAAUGAAAUUGGCUGACACGAGGCCUGGUGAAUAGGUGGUAGAAUCACUAUGGGUAAAGCCUCUGCCAGCAGCCUCUUGCUGGUUGCUGUGGGUGGAAAUGGUAUGGUACUACACCUGAGCUCAGGGUUAGUACUGCAAAACUGUGCUUGUUGGAGCACAACAGCUCACUGGCUCUUUCUGCUUACUUUUUUGGGUUUUACAUGUUUGAGAAAUUUUUAAAUGAAGUUUCUACAAAUAAAAUGGACUUUUUUAUUUUUGUUGAAGGAGUAUAUACUUUGCCAUGCAGUAUGUAAUCAUCGUUAGCCCUUUGUAUUUCUUUGCCCAGUGGUGUACAGUUUUAAGACCUCUGCUUUCCAAAUAACUUGAAAAUGGGCAGAUUAGAAAUCAUUCUGCUAGAGAUUCUCUUCCUGUAGAAGUUUGAGUUAAAAAGCAUCUCUUGAUUGCUGCAUCUCUCUUCACUUGAAAUGUUACUUACCAGUGUUCUCUGGGAGGAGGAAGGUGAGGCUGGAGCAAAAGGAGAGAGACCAUUUAAUGUUUAAAACCACAACCUGAAUCUACAACACUGAAGUGUGGAUGUGUCCAGUGCAUGAAAGACACUUGGGCCCCUAAUGCUAGUGCUGACAGCUUUCAGAUAAAACAGCUGGCACACCAGAGUGCUUGCAAGAGGACUUUGGAAGCAUGGCUGCUUCACUGCCAGCAUCACUGGCUAGUGGUGAAUUCCUUCCCUAAAGUUACCUUUUAAUGUCAGAGUCCCAGCAAUUUACAGAACUACUCUUUCCUUCCUUCUGCUGCCUGUCACUUAAUCUGCUUCUGAGAUAAGAACCAUUUGUCUAACACUAAUACUUAAUUUAAGACAGACAUGCAUUUGUGUGGUUGUAUUCCAAACCAAUAAUUGACCUAUUUACAUCUUCAAUGUGGAAAAAAAAAAAAAAAGAUUUUUAAGAACAAAUUCCCAUACAAAAACUCACCUCUAGUCACGACUGUUGACUUUUAAAUGUAAAAACAAAACCAACAAAAAUAGAAGAAAAACAAAAAAAAAAAAAAAAGGAGAAAAAAAAAAAAAAGAAUUCCAAACACUUAACACAUUCUGCUUCGUAACAAAAUAAAUUUAUGGAUAUGGUAUUUUGUGAAUGAUCUUUUAAAUAAAAGAAAACAUUAAGUAAUAUUUAACAUUGGUCUUUAUUGAGUCUGCUCUAGCAUUGUUCAUUUUCUUUCUUCCCCCCCCCACACCUCAGUUUUCAAACGUUGUAUUCAAUUUGGAGGCUUGCUUCCUUAAAUUUAAUGGAGAAGCAGGACCAGACCCAUUCUUACACAAAUAAGGGGGAGGAGGAAAAGAUGAAGGGGAGGAAUCUAAAGUGCUGGAAUGUGCAGGAAGUGGUGAGGGGAAAAUUGUGUUCGAGUGAGCCCGAAGUUCUUUGUCCUGUGGCUUCAGUAGAACUUCAGUCACCUGACUGAGGCUGCCAGGCAGAACUCAGCUGUGCUGUAGCUCCAAGGUCAUAGCUGCUUGUGCCAUUUUUGUGCAGCCCUCUGCCUGGUACAGAGUAAAACGUCUGUGUCCUCCCAGCUUGAGUGGAGAUUAGUUUAAUGUGGACUCCUUGUGGCAGGACAAAGUAAGCAUCAGCUCACUCCUGUCUUGCCCAAUAUUUGCCUUUUUCAGCUGACCUGUUUCCCACUAAACACAACUGUCGAGGAGGCUGUUGCCCUGCCUGAAGUAUGCAAGAGCCAGGUUUUCAUGGAGGAAAUGAGCCCUGACCUUCCUGCUGGUUUUAGUGCUUCCCACAGUGUAAAAGGAUGGGAAGUGUUCCUGCCUUCCAGCUGCUCAGUCCACUCCUCAGACCUGCUGCAGCAACAGCUUGAGCAGAGGAUUCAAAUCCUGCUCUGGAGCUCCAGCUCCUGACUGUCUUAGAUGAGUAACAGCUGCAGUCCAGUAUAUCAGAGCAGGGCUGGCUGAGGUUGUGUUCUUCAACUGCUGCCACGAGGCUUGCUCUAGAGCUGGCCUUUGAAACCUGACAGUGACAGCAACAAUUCUGUCACUGCACGGAGGAAAGCGACAUUGAUUUGUGAGAAAGGCAGAGCAGUGAGAAAUGGCUCACUUUGGCUCUCUGUUUUCCUCUAUUUGCUAACAUUUUGUCAAGGAUUUCCUACCAGCGAGUGCAGCCUAAUCCAAAUAUUUAGUAGCUCUUUGUGUACCAAUGUUAAUGUAUUUCCUGCUUUAUUUAAAGCAUUCUGCUUCCCACAAGGUUUAGGGUCAGACUCCUCCAGUCCCUUUUUCCCCUUUGAAAAUUAAACUGAUGAGCAUUUUCUUAUGCAGAGCCAUGUCAAACUAGCUUGAGUUAACAGCUGACAAAACUAUAUUUAAUAUAUGGGGCAUUUAAGUUUUGUAGGAGGUAACAAGAUUAUUUUUAGCUCAUCCCACCAGUAAAAAGCAGUUAAGGUUGAAUCCACAGUGCUUAAUUUUAUCUACAGCUUAAAGCUAAGCUUGGCAUGGCAAAGCCUAGACCACGGAGGUUACUAACAGUGGCAACGUGGAUAUAGUUCACUUGUGGCUGUUGUUCUCACCAAGUUAUUUCUAGUAGCUGUGCAGAAAUUUCUUCAAGCUUGAAGUUAAAAAAUAACCCAAAGUGAAAUGAGGAAUGCAGCAGAGAGGUUUUGGAACUGAAAUUGGGUUUGCUUUGCUACUGUAGAAAGUGCUUUGUUGUGUUUCUCCAGUUGGGCUGCAGUGGCAAGGCUGGCGUGGUGUCUCUGGCAGGGCUGUGGGCCAACAGAGGAGUAACAAUGUGCAUCUAAUGUGCUGCAAAACUCCACUGGCAGAAAAUAAACCCCACUGGGCUCCCAAGCCCAGGAGCAGUGCUGGAAAAGCUAAUCCCAGUCUUCUGAUGGCAGCAGCCCAGUGUGUUGCCAGCUUGCUGGGCCAUGCAAGUCUAACAGCAUCUCAGGGGGCUUGUGCUCAUGGAUGUUCUGAUGGCUGAAGAAAGAGGUGUAGGAGUGGUUGCAUAUUGCAAUGAUGGGCUGCUGGUAAAAUCAAGCUCAAAUAUGCCCUUGGAGGUGGCUUGGUUGUCUUCCUAAAGGACCAACAAGAUAUUAACCUACUACUGAGAUGCACUGGCACUACUAAGAGUCUCCAACGUUGCCCAUGAGUUGCUGAAGUUCUGCUGUUUGUGGCAGUGUGGCUGAGACUCACUGUCCCAGGGCAGUUUUGGAUGAUGCCAAUAUUUUCCAGUUUUUCUGAAUUCUUUUACAGUUUCAAUCCUGACUUCAGCACGUAGGAAAAUGCUACCUGCAGUGCUAGCUGCUGACCUGUCUUCAGAAAAGAUGAGAGCAUGGUGACAGGUUUAGACCCAAUCCGUUUUGUAGGAAAGAUUUCACAGCAAAGCCAGCUAAUUUUGACGUGCUUAUGUGACCCCUUUGUCAGAGCACUCAAUCUGUAGCAAGCUGCAGAGCAGCCCUUGACUCACUGGCUGCUGUGAGUAGAGCAGUUUGGAGUGACAGUUCCCCUGGUCACCCAGAGUGUGUUCUGGACAAGGGCUCUGUGUGUCAGCUCUGCUCCAAGCAGUGUAGUAAGUCAGGGGUAGAUCUUUGGUCUCCUACACCAACCUCACUUCUCUGUGUGGAAGCAGUUGUGGUGGUUAUUGAAGCUGGCUUUCAGCAAGGAGCUGGGUGAUGAGCUCUUAGCUGCCAGCAUCUUCAAAUCUGUGUUCAAUUUCUGGGUUUCAUUCUGGUGGUGUCUGUGUUUUGUUAUCACACAAGAGUGGUGGCCCUGAAGGAAUAGGUCUGGUAGUGCAUUCUGACAUGUUCUAGGUGACUUUGUAGCUGUCAAGGGCACUGCUCUGGCCUGGAUUCUUGAGGUGACAUUUUGUAGGUGAUGCUUGUCCUGCACUUUCAGAAAAGGGAGUUUCUGUGGCUGAAGGGGAAUCUGAUUUCCAGCUGAGACUGGAAUUUUCCAUUCUGGUAGCUGAAUCCCUCCUCUCAAAUGCCACUUAUCCCACUGCAGGAUUUCAAGGAAUCGAGUUUGUUUGGAGUGGCAGGAGGCCACCUUUCGUUGGGUGCAUCAGUUUUACCAGGUCAGCUGCAGUUUACUCUUGUUUGUGGUACCACUCACUGCAGCAGUGUUGCACCCAACCCAUCAGAAGCAUUUAGAAAGGUGUCAGCAGAUUCUUGGACCCUGCUUUCUGAAAGGAUUUAACCCUUCAGUGCCAGGCACUUGGCUCUCAGGCCUGAGACAGCUUAGAAACAACAGUAGCUUGAUGUCAUUUUGUGCUGGGGACUGACUGGAGAAACGUAGCACCAAAGCUGUAGGUGUAGAGCUUGCACUUCUGCACAGUAGGGACUGCAGGGGAGAUUUGCUGCUUCCUCCCCAUGUCUGCUUGCUUCAACCCAAGACUUAGCUGGGCACAAGAAGCAGGAGAUCAGGUUCUGGUUGCACAUGCAGUGUCACAGUGUGUGUACAGUGUCGCUGUCAUUAGGUGUGAGAUCACAUUCCUCACCUUACUCUGGCUGUUUGGGUAACUGAGUCUAAAGCAUUUUAUGGUUUCCUUUCCUGUGGCUGCAAGGACACUGUCAGAUGAUGUUGCCUGCUCAACAGUAGGUUCAACAUUGGCUUCCCUCAUUUCUGCCCCCCUUUGCAGCAAAGGCCAUCCAAGGGCUUUAAGGACUUUCAGCACUGUUACAGGGACAACCUGCUUACCUGUAAGCUCACAGAUCCUCAUGCAAAGCUCUAGAGUAUCCCAGGGUUGAUGUUUUGGGUAUGGUAUUGCUGGGAAUGCUGCCACCACCUUUCUGCCCAGUAAGUUUCAGCCAGGUCAGUGUUCCCCAUGGUAGGGAUUUGCUUCCUACUGUGAGAUUGUUUUGUUUAUGUCACCGUGCUCCCAAGAUCUGCCUCUUUCUUUUCAGUAAACCAAAAAAAAGGGGGAAAAAAAACCCCAACCUCACAAAGUCCCUCUCUAAACCCCUGUGAGAUCUGUGCUGUAAUGGAUCUGUAUCGUUUGUAUUGCUGUAAAAAUAAAACCCAAAAUCAAAUAAAAGCAUUCAAACCGUC